AUGUCAAUCUUAAUCACCGGUGCUGGUGGUUACGUGGGCCAAGAACUUGCUGCAGCUCUACUGAACAGUACUCCCGCUUCCACAACCAUCACGAUUGUCGACAUCGUCGAGCCCCCAGUACCGGAGGCAGCUGCGCAGCAUGCCAGUCGAGUGGUCGCCGUGAAAGCAGACUUGACCUCAGCUAGAGAGGUAGAUGAGUUGAUCAGCUCUUCCCGUUCUUACCACACUGUGUACUUGCUCCAUGGCAUCAUGUCCAGCGGCGCCGAGGUAAACUUCGAGCUCGGAUUCCGCGUGAAUCUUGACUCUACUCGAUAUGUACUUGAUCGCAUUCGUGAAACUACACCAGGAGUAAAGGUUAUCCUCACGUCCUCACUGGCAGUCUACGGUCUGGCACCGCCGGGCGUACUCGCAAAUGAGACCAAUUUUACCCCGGUACCUACUACCUCUUACGGGUCCCAGAAACUGAUUUCUGAGAUCCUGGUGAACGACUAUUCGCGACGCGGAUUCAUUGAUGGACGAUGUGUGCGUCUCCCAACUGUGACGGUCCGCGCUGGGAAACCCACCCAAGCUGCAAGCAGCUUCGCUAGCGAUAUUAUUCGGGAGCCCUUCUAUGGCAGGAAGGCUAUCUUGCCAGUGGAUAGAAGCACAGAGAUGUGGAUCUGCUCGCCGAAAAUGAUUAUCAAGAAUAUCAUCCAUGCUAGCACUGUGCCCAAAGAAGCCUGGGGCGUGUCAAGAUCUGUCAACUUGCCUGGUUUGAAGGUUAGUGUUCAGGAAAUGCUGGACGCAUUGGAGGCUGUUGGUGGCAAGGAGAGACGAGCACUUGUCGAGGAGAAGUACGAUGCUGCGACCGACAAAAUCGUGCAGGGUUGGACUCCAGAGUUUUCGACAGAAAGGGCGUUCAAGCUAGGAUUCUCUCCUGAUAUUUCGAUCCAGGAGAAUAUCAAGCAUUUUGCCAGCAAAUUUGUAUGA
This is a messenger RNA of Penicillium chermesinum, 969 nucleotides long. RefSeq names its product SDR family oxidoreductase. The coding region runs from base 1 to 969 and encodes 322 amino acids. The record is from RefSeq and is a predicted model, not a curated record. The transcript has a single exon. NCBI's taxonomy places the organism in Eukaryota, Fungi, Ascomycota, Eurotiomycetes, Eurotiales, Aspergillaceae.